This is a messenger RNA of Penicillium malachiteum, 1863 nucleotides long. Its product is annotated as ankyrin repeat and BTB/POZ domain protein. Gene Ontology annotation, molecular function: protein binding. Lineage: Eukaryota; Fungi; Ascomycota; Eurotiomycetes; Eurotiales; Aspergillaceae. Gene Ontology annotation, cellular component: ubiquitin ligase complex; cytoplasm. The coding region runs from base 1 to 1863 and encodes 620 amino acids. The transcript is spliced from 3 exons. The record is from RefSeq and is a predicted model, not a curated record.
AUGGCUGAUUCGGAGCCGACUGUGCUGAGAAAGGACCAGCUUGAGGUCAGUCUGUACAAAGAAAAGAAGCUCAUCCAAGAAGGUACUAUCAAAGAUGAUAACCCAUUGGACCUAAGUGAGCCUUUUCGGGAAUUAUGCAGCGCUUGUCGACAGGGCGAUUUGAAGGUGUGCCAGGAAAAGAUUACGGAGGGUGUCAAUGUCAAUGCCCGUGAUUCAUAUGAUUAUACACCAUUGAUCCUGGUGAGUUCUGGGAAUACUAUACGAAUUCAAGUUGCCAGUCUUUGUGGGCACUAUGAAGUAGCCCAGCUUUUGCUGGAAUCAGGUGCAUUGUGUGAAAGAGAUACUUUCCAAGGAGAAAGGUACUCUCUUACCUCAACCCUAAUAAACGCAUCAUCGACCGACCCGCUGCAACCACUCGCAAGCCAUAUAGCCUCCCUUUUGACUCGAGAGAUCCCAGUCACUACAGAUAUUGUCGUGACUUCCUCUGACGAGUCAGUUCACCUGCAUAAAUUCAUCUUGGCAGCUCGCUCUCCCUAUUUCCACAGGAAACUCGCAACAUCCCCAGAAUCCACAGCAUGGAAACUCCCUAGUAACAUUGCCCCAGCAGCAUUUAUCGCUGCAAUUCGAUAUCUCUAUUUUGGAGAACCUCCUCGAGAGCUUCGAAGUGGGCCUGGUACUGGGUUCACUGAGUCAGAAGUAUUUGCGGCGAUUGACAGAAUCUCCAAAGACCUCGAAAUUCAAAGUCUGAUGGAUAGUAUUAUGGACAGUGGGGACAGGAGACUGGCUAGACAGCGGCGAACUACGGAGCUGGCGAAGGGUCGAGACCAACUCGAAAAAUGGUACCGUGCCAAUAUUCUUGCCAACAAAAUCAUUCUUCCGACCUCACAGGUCAGUGAAGUGAAGUGGGAUCACAGCAAUGCAAUUUUUGCAGAUGUUCUUCUUCAGUCUGAUGAACUUCCUGAAGAAGUUGAGCAGGGCGAAUGCCCGAAAUCAACGAUAUUCCCAUGCCACCGGGCCAUGCUGCUCCGCUCUGAGUUUUUCCAAACCAUGUUCUCCUCUGGUUUCCUUGAAGCGCAAAGCUCAGAACACCUGCAUGUUAUUGACAUUGACUGCUCUCCAGAUGUACUGGAAAUCGUUCUCACCUUUCUGUACACCGAGCGUGCAGACUUCUCUUUGGAGGUUGCAGUGGACGUUCUCUUUGCCGCCGACAUGCUCUUAAUUGAAAAAUUAAAGACCAAAGCCGCCGUCGUAAUCAGCACACUGGGUAGUUCCGGCAUGUCUCAAGCCGAGGCAGCGAAGACUCGAGGCAAAGAUGAAGAUGAUAUUGACAUUUAUGCAAUCAUGCGUGCUGCAUGGUUGACUCGUGUCCAACGUCUUGAGGAAUUCGCUGGUAGAUUCCUGGCGUAUCGAUUGGAAGCCCAUAUCGAUACGCCCGAAUUUGCGGAACUCAUUCGAGAGUCAGCAUCACGUAUCAAGGAGCGUCAAGAGGUUGACUCUAUUGAACUGAUUGAUGAUAUUCGGUUUUAUUUGAAUGAACGUUUCCGAUUGAGAUUUGACGAUGCCGGUAUUGACGAAAUGAUAAAUGAACAGGAGAAGCCUGCAGAGAGCGAUCCAGCCGAGCAACCGGAAGAUAUUUCUCAAAUCGCAGAGGGUGUCAAAGCACUCGCUGUAGCUGAAACUGCUCAACUCAACGGAAUAGUUCCAGACGCACACGAAAAGCAGCAGGUGCCUGGAUCUCUCCGCGAGAUCCGUACUUUGGACGGCGCUAUCGUGGAAGAUGAAUUCGAUGAAGAUGCAAUGAAUUAUGAGAUUCUCAUGGAAAAGCUCGAGAAUCUGCUGGAAGUCCUAAACUACGAGGCUUAA